GUGGAUCUCUGUGGUCAUGCGACUUUAGCAUCUGCACACUGUCUCUUCUCAAAUGGAUUGGUUGAUUCAGAGAAGGUCGAGUUUGUCACAAGAUCAGGGAUUCUCACAGCCAAGCGAGUCAUAAACACUAUAGAGAUCAAUGAUGGUGAAGUGAAAGGUGGAUCCUUUUUGAUCGAGUUGGAUUUCCCAGUGAUUCAAACUUCUGAUAUCAAUCUCAGUGAUGACUCCUCCGCCAUGAUCACCAAGUCCAUGAAUGGAGUUACCAUUGUUGAUAUAAAAGCUACGGCGAACAACAACAUCAUCGUUGUGCUUCCAUCUAUGGAAUCUGUCAUUGAUUUGCAACCAAGAAUUGAUGAGAUAUUGAACUGUCCAUGCAACGGAAUCAUUGUGACAGCUGCUGGCUUUGAAGGAUCUGCUUAUGAUUUCUACAGUCGCUACUUCCCUCCUAAAUUCGGUAUUGAUGAGGACCCUGUUUGUGGAAGUGCACAUUGUGCAUUGGCACAUUACUGGAGCUUAGAGAAGAAAAAGUGUGAUUUCUUAGCCUACCAAGCUUCGGCGAGGAGUGGAACAAUUGGGAUUCAUCUAGACAAGGAGAAGCAGAGGGUUCUUCUGAGAGGCAAGGCCGUGACUGUAAUGGAAGGGCAUAUCUUGGUCUAA
This is a messenger RNA of Microthlaspi erraticum, 657 nucleotides long. The record is from the annotation of a GenBank genome assembly. Lineage: Eukaryota; Viridiplantae; Streptophyta; Magnoliopsida; Brassicales; Brassicaceae.